AUGCUGCUGCUCUGCCUGGCUGCCCUCUGCCUCAUUGGCAACUCUUUCUGUGCUGCUGUCCCCCCGCGCGACACUACAGGAUCUGGGUCCACCAGAAACAAGCUGCUGCUCAUCUCUUUUGAUGGUUUUCGCUGGGAUUACGACCGGGACGUGGACACCCCUAACCUGGAUAAGAUGGCUCAGGACGGGGUGAAGGCACAAUACGUCACCCCACCCUUUCUCACCAUCACCAGCCCCACACACUUUACGCUGCUCACAGGACGUUACAUCGAGAAUCACGGAGUAGUCCACAACAUGUGGUUCAACACUACCACUCAGGAGAAGAAGCAGUACUACAUGACUCAGUUUGUUGAUGCCUACUGGGACAAUGGCAGUUUACCCAUCUGGAUAACAGCACAGAGACAGGGUCUAAAAGCAGGUUCUCUGCAUUUCCCUGGCACAGCAGCCACCUACAAAGGAGAGACAGUGAGGGUUAGGGAAGUGGAACCUCGUUUCUAUGAUUAUUCUAACGAGACAGAUUGGAGGCUAAACAUCGAUAAGGUGAUUGGAGAGUGGUUCCACCAACAGAACCUGGACUUUGUCUCCUUGUACUUCGGAGAACCAGAUUUGGCUGGGCACAAAUAUGGACCAGAUUCGGCAGAACGCCGUGAGAUGGUACAGCAAGUGGACCGUACUGUGGGGUACAUCCGGGACAAGAUCCAAGAGCAUGGCCUUACUGACCGGCUCAACAUUAUCCUCACUGCCGACCACGGGAUGACUACAGUUCUACGAGAUGGACUAGUUGAGGAGAUCAUCCUCUCUAAGAUCCCUGGCUUCAGCUUUAAGGAUAUCCAGUUUCAUCUGGUGGACUAUGGUCCUGCUGGGAUGCUGCUUCCUAAAGAGGGGAUGCUGGAGAAGGUGUACCAGGCUCUGAAAGGAAGCCACCCUCAUCUGCAUGUGUAUAAAAAGAAGGAAAUGCCAUCUAGACUGCACUACAGUAACCAUCCUCGACUCCUGCCCAUCAUCCUCUUCGCUGAUCCUGGAUAUGUAAUCAAUGGGAUUUUCCCUGUGCAGUUCCACAAAGGAGAGCAUGGCUUUGACAAUCAAGUGAUGGACAUGAAGCCUUUCUUCAGAGUGGUGGGGCCUGAUUUCCAGAAAAACCUGGUGUGCGGGCCCUUUGACACGGUUAAUGUGUACCCACUGAUGUGCCAUCUACUAGGGAUAAACCCAGAGAUCAAUGAUGGACAUUUGGACAAUACCAAACACAUGCUGGUCCCCAAGAAAAACACAGAAGGUAAGAAUCCAAAAAUGAAUACCCAGUUUCAAGUGGUUGUCGGCUUAUCAGCAAUGACUGGGUUUCUGGUAUUGGUGUUCGUAGUUACCACUUCCUAUGCUUGGUGUAAAAAGAGCAGAGCAGAAAGGAGUUGGCUGCCUGGACCCGACUCCUGA
Messenger RNA from Sander lucioperca (pikeperch), 1428 nucleotides. RefSeq names its product ectonucleotide pyrophosphatase/phosphodiesterase family member 7-like. Bases 1 to 1428 code for a protein of 475 amino acids. The record is from RefSeq and is a predicted model, not a curated record. The transcript is spliced from 6 exons. NCBI's taxonomy places the organism in Eukaryota, Metazoa, Chordata, Actinopteri, Perciformes, Percidae.